ACUAGUAUGUAAAGCUCGCGUCUUUUAAAACCGAGCGAUCUAAUCCGCGGUCCCACAUAGCACCGAGUUAGCACUUUUGUAACUAGUUCAUUUUUUUUAUUUUAUUUUUUAUUUUCGCAUUACAUAUUACGUGUUACGUUAAUUAGAUAAAAUAUGGAAGACUUGACUAAGGAUCAAAUUGUCCUAUUAAAAAAGGCGUUUGAUGCAUUCGAUCAUGAAAAAAAAGGAUGCAUCGGCACAGACAUGGUCGGAACAAUUUUAACGAUGUUGGGCCACGAGCUGAGUGAGAACACGCUUGCUGAGAUUAUCGCGGAGGUUGAUGAAGAUGGUUCCGGGGAGCUGGAAUUUGAGGAAUUUUGUACCUUGGCGGCUAGAUUUUUAGUAGAAGAGGACACCGAGGCAAUGCAGCAAGAAUUGCGCGAGGCAUUCCGGCUUUAUGACAAGGAGGGAAACGGUUACAUAACCACCGAGGUCUUUCGCGAUAUUCUCCACGAGCUCGAUGACAAAUUAACGAACGAGGAACUCGAUUUAAUGAUUGAAGAAAUAGACGCCGAUGGCUCGGGGACACUCGACUUCGAUGAGUUUAUGGAAGUGAUGACUGGAGGUGAUGACUAAUUGUAUUACAAGCAAGAGAAAUCAUGUCAUCGCAUAUAAAUUAAAGAAUUAUAAACCAAAGCUCAUGAUAUUUAAUACGAUUACAAUAAAGGAUGCAAAAUUUCGAAUGGUUGGCAGUCCCUGGAAAUGAGCGACGUUAAUUCGCAGGCAGACAAAGAGAGAUCGGCAAGCUGUCAGUCCUUCGUCAAAUUAACGGGGAUUUUAGUGAUAAAAGAGGGCUACAUUAUUCCGCUACAUAUUGGGGGGUACUAUUGUAAUUAUCAUUUAAUAAACUGACAACUGUACGCUGAUGAAUAUGUGGUUUGUGGACAUGGUAACAACCAGAGACUGAGUUGUACUUAUUUGGAGUCAUGAAUAUGCAAUUAACCAGUGAUCUCGGCUAUGUUUGUAAUUCUGUUAAGAACAAUUCUUGCUUUGUAAGGAUUAAUAUUCAAAUUGUAAUGAAUUUAAAUAAAUUAUUAUAUUUUACCUUGUUA
Molecule: messenger RNA, 1091 nt
Organism: Cotesia glomerata
Lineage: Eukaryota; Metazoa; Arthropoda; Insecta; Hymenoptera; Braconidae
Product: troponin C, isoallergen Bla g 6.0201-like
Exons: 5
Coding region: 154-615 (153 amino acids)
Molecular function (GO): calcium ion binding; enzyme regulator activity
Source: RefSeq, a predicted model, not a curated record